Synchytrium microbalum is the source of this 264-nucleotide messenger RNA. RefSeq lists its product as uncharacterized. Lineage: Eukaryota; Fungi; Chytridiomycota; Chytridiomycetes; Synchytriales; Synchytriaceae. The record is from RefSeq and is a predicted model, not a curated record. The coding region runs from base 1 to 264 and encodes 87 amino acids. Gene Ontology annotation, cellular component: respiratory chain complex IV; mitochondrion. The transcript is spliced from 3 exons.
AUGUCCGACACUAGCGUAGUCAAGACUGUAGGAUUCGAUGCUCGAUUCCCCAAUACCAACCAGACUCGUAACUGCUGGCAAAACUAUGUAGACUUCUUCAAAUGCGUGAAGGCAAAGGGUGAUGACUAUGCUCCAUGCCAGCAAUUCCGACAGGCAUAUAACUCAAUCUGUCCAACAAAAUGGGUCGAAAAGUGGGAUGAGCAACGUGAAGCCAACCAGUUCGCUGCACUAGCAGAGGACCAUCACGCCGAAGCUCACCACUAA